AUCAUCAUUAAGAAUACUUUGUUGAGGGGACAAAGAGCUACAGAAAGGCCAAGGAAGGUUCUUUUCUGCAUCAAAUCUUGUUCUUUAAUAAGUGCAUAUCAACUUUUUCUCUCUUUUCUACUCUCUACUUCUUACACAUUCACAUACAUUAAUAUAUUCCUAUACUACAUUCACUUAUUUCAAGAUUUUCUUUACUGGGUAAUUUGUGUUAAUUCUAAAGUAUUGAAAUUUUGUUCUGAGUUUGAUGUCUACACCAUUAGAGCAUGAUUACAUAGGGUUAUCAGAGCUUCCUUCAAUGGAAAACCCUGUUGCUAAUCUCUCUCCAAACCCAAAAUCAUCUAAUUUUGCUUUGAAGACUGAUUUGAGUCUUAGGUUACCUGGUUUUGAGUCACCAGAAAGGAAAAUUGGUUCUGGGGUUACUAUUUUUGGUAAGGAAUUUGAAGAGAAAACCCUAAAUGGGUAUUCAAUUGGCUCAUUAAAGGCUUCUGCUUCUGGGGCCAAAAGGGGUUUUUCUGAUGCUAUAGAUGGUUGUGAGCAAUGGGUUUUCUCAAUUAAUGGGAAAUCUGACACUAAUUUGAGUAAAGAUGGUUGCUUGUACUCUCCUAAGAGUGGGCAAAAUGGUAAGAAUUUGACUGAUUUGGAGAACAAUAGGUCUCAGAAAUUUGUUCAAGGGACUGUCCCUAUUACUCCUAAACCUGUUCAGGAGAAACAGAAACAGGUUUCUGGUGCUAAUGAACAUGGAAAUGCUCCUUCUGCUAAAGCACAGGUUGUGGGAUGGCCACCAAUUCGAUCUUUUCGGAAGAACACUCUUGCUUCUACAUCUGUAAAGAACAAUGAGCAGACGGAGGAAAAAACGACAGCUUCAUGCCUCUUCGUCAAGGUUAGCAUGGAUGGUGCUCCAUACUUGAGGAAGGUUGAUCUCCGAACCUAUAGGAACUAUACGGAGAUGUCAUCUGCUCUGGAGAAGAUGUUCAGCUGCUUUAUAUCUGGUCAGUAUCGUUCCAAUGGGCAUGAAAAGCAACAUGGAUUGGGCUGCGAGAGUCAAUCAACUGAUCUCCAAAAUGCUGAGUAUGUGCUGACAUACGAAGACAAGGAUGGCGAUUGGAUGUUAGUUGGUGAUGUCCCAUGGAGGAUGUUCACAGAGAACUGCAGGAAACUUCGGAUCAUGAAAGGAUCAGAAGCUAUCGGAUUAGCACCGAAUAGCGCCGAGAAGUUCAAGACUGAAGCCUGAGAACAGCAAAGGCAGCAAUCCAUGGUAUGUAAUGUAAGCAAGGAGGCAUCAAGUGGAACACAUGGUGCCUUCAAGAGGUUUUGAAUUUUAGGAGUUGUGGAUUUUGUUAGAUUUGAUGGUUAUGAAAAAUGAUAUGUACUUGAGAGCGCACAUUUCUCUUUGUGCUCUUCAGGAGUACGGUUAUGAUCUGUCCGUUAACCUUUUCCCCUGGACCCUGACUUGUGCAGAAUACUGGAUGUUGAUGACUAUGACUCUGAAAAAUGACAUGUACAAUACAUUAUUGUAGACAUAUUUCAAGCUUUUAUAUCAAUCCUCACUUUGGAUGUGGA
Amaranthus tricolor (Joseph's coat) is the source of this 1560-nucleotide messenger RNA. RefSeq names its product auxin-responsive protein IAA27-like. The record is from RefSeq and is a predicted model, not a curated record. Bases 245 to 1231 code for a protein of 328 amino acids. Gene Ontology annotation, biological process: regulation of DNA-templated transcription. Gene Ontology annotation, cellular component: nucleus. Lineage: Eukaryota; Viridiplantae; Streptophyta; Magnoliopsida; Caryophyllales; Amaranthaceae. Gene Ontology annotation, molecular function: protein binding. The transcript is spliced from 5 exons.